AUGGCUACGGCUGUGUACCAGGCCAUCGAUUAUGGGAGACAUCAACCUCCCGCGAUAGCUGGCGACUUUCCCGUCGACGACAAUGUCAUCAACAGCUUUCCCAUGCGUACCACCAUCUUGUCUGCUAAUAAGUUUGGCCAGUCGAAAUGGACGGUGACCGCACGUCUGGACGUGAAACAGCCUGACGGCUCGCCUGCGGCCUACUUUCUAAAAUGUGCCGCCGGAGACGCUGGCCGAGUGAUGAUCGAAGGCGAAUUCAACUCCAUGUCGGAGCUAUACAAGACAAUGCCAGAACUGGUUCCAAAGCCGUACGCCUGGGGGAAGUACUCAGCUUCCCCACUUGAGACAUAUUAUUUCCUGGCCGAGUUCAUUGACAUGUCUGACCGCGUACCAGAGCCUAAUCAGCUCUGUGCCAAGUUGGCAAGGCUGCAUAAAAUCAGUGUCUCGCCCACUGGCAAAUUCGGCUUCCACAUCACAACUUGUCAGGGCCGGAUCCCUCAAGCCAUAGCUUGGGAGAGCAAUUGGACGACCUUUUUCACCAACCUACUACGCAAUAUUAUUGCCCUAGACAACGCAGAAAAUGGUGCCUGGGACGCUCUGACUGCCCUCGAGGAUCGGCUUCUUGCUCAUGUGGUCACCUACCUUCUGGACAAUCUCACCAAGGAUGGUCGUGUGGUAAAACCCUCUCUCAUUCACGGUGAUCUCUGGGAAGGCAAUACGGGAACCUCAUAUCAAACAGGGGACAUCUACCUCUUCGAUGCGGCCGUCAUGUACGCGCACCAUGAGUUUGAGAUCGGGAAUUGGAGGUGCUACUACAACAAAAUCCACAAUAAAGUCUAUACACGGACGUACCUCCGAUACAACGGACCCAGCGAGCCGACGGAAGAAUGGGACGACCGAAAUCGUCUUUAUUGCAUUUAUUAUAAUAUAUUAUACUCGGUGAACCAUAGGAGACAAGGAAAGGCCGUGCGUCAAACAGCCUUCGAUGACAUGUACUAUCUCAUUGACAAAUUUGCGCCUUUCCCUGAAGGCCAAGGACCUGAGCGAAUCAGAGAUGCGGACAGAGGCACGCUAUCCGACGAGAGAGAUCAUACCAGAAGCUAA
Cladophialophora psammophila CBS 110553 is the source of this 1104-nucleotide messenger RNA. RefSeq lists its product as uncharacterized. The record is from RefSeq and is a predicted model, not a curated record. NCBI's taxonomy places the organism in Eukaryota, Fungi, Ascomycota, Eurotiomycetes, Chaetothyriales, Herpotrichiellaceae. Bases 1 to 1104 code for a protein of 367 amino acids. The transcript is spliced from 2 exons.